Carassius carassius (crucian carp) is the source of this 1157-nucleotide messenger RNA. RefSeq names its product uridine phosphorylase 1 (gene upp1). The coding region runs from base 168 to 1097 and encodes 309 amino acids. Gene Ontology annotation, biological process: nucleotide catabolic process; uridine catabolic process. The transcript has 8 exons. Gene Ontology annotation, molecular function: uridine phosphorylase activity. Gene Ontology annotation, cellular component: cytosol; cytoplasm. Lineage: Eukaryota; Metazoa; Chordata; Actinopteri; Cypriniformes; Cyprinidae. The record is from RefSeq and is a predicted model, not a curated record.
AAACACACGAUGCUCGUGAGAAAUCAUCACGUACACCAGUGGCACAGACGGAUGUUUGACAGCAGCAGCAACUGACCGAGACCCACGGUAUUUUAUCAGAGUGACCUUACCGGCGGACAGUGCAUCACGAGGCGUUAUAAACAUCCACCUCACGGAAAAAACUGAAAAUGCCGAUUGGUGAAGAGAAGAACGGGACUUGCGAUAGGUCCAUAUAUGUGAACAAUCCUCAUUUAGAGUCCAUGAAAGAAGACAUCCUUUACCAUUUCAACCUGGGAACAUCUACUCACGACUUACCUGCCAUGUUUGGAGAUGUCAAAUUUGUGUGUGUAGGAGGAAGUCCAUGGAGGAUGAAGUCUUUCACUGAAUACAUUGCCAAAGAGUUGGGGCUAUCAGAGCCUAAUGCUGAUUACCCAAAUAUAUGUGCAGGUACCGAUCGCUAUGCCAUGUACAAAGUUGGACCUGUGCUGUUUGUCAGUCAUGGCAUGGGCAUCCCAUCGAUCGCAAUAAUGUUGCAUGAGCUUAUCAAGCUCCUGUAUCAUGCCCGCUGCACCGAUGUCACCGUAGUGCGCAUCGGGACGUCAGGUGGAAUAGGAUUAAAGCCAGGGACUGUGGUGGUUACCAAACAGUCAGUGGAUUCUGUGUUCCAGCCUCGUUUUGAGCAGAUCAUCCUGGGAAAACUAGUGGUCAGGAGCACAGAACUCGAUGGGGAACUUGCAGAGGAGCUGCUUCAGUGUGGCAAAGACCUCGCCGAGUUUGAGACUGUCAUUGGUAACACAAUGUGCACCCUUGACUUCUAUGAAGGUCAAGCUCGGCUGGAUGGGGCCUUCUGCUCAUACAGCGAAGAAGAUAAACAGAACUAUCUUGCCGAAGCCUAUGCUGCUGGAGUUCGUAACAUUGAAAUGGAGUCAUCGGUGUUUGCGGCCAUGUGCAAACUGAGCAAUCUACGAGCUGUGGUUGUGUGUGUAGCACUGCUGGACAGACUGAAAGGAGACCAGCUGACCAGCUCUCAUGACGUCCUGAAUAACUACCAGCAGCGACCUCAGGUCUUGGUGGGACAUUACAUCAAAAAGAAGCUGAAUGCCUCUAAAAAAAACUAGUUAGUUUGAAAGCUCUUCAAUAAAACUUUGAGAACAGUACCAGGUGAAGGUAGAAAAAAA